Molecule: messenger RNA, 3421 nt
Organism: Owenia fusiformis
Lineage: Eukaryota; Metazoa; Annelida; Polychaeta; Sabellida; Oweniidae
Source: the annotation of a GenBank genome assembly
UACAAUUGCAACAAUCAAGGGGCACAUGGAUGGGACAACAAUUUUGAUGCCAUGCAUGCUUUGUUUACUGCUCAUGGUCCUGGAUUCAAAUCCCAGUUUGAUAUGGAACCAUUGGAAAAUAUUGAGCUGUAUAACAUGAUGGCAGAUUUACUAGAUGUUGAGCCAGCUUCUAACAAUGGCACUAAGGGGUCUCUCAACUAUAUUAUGACAUCACCAAAGCCACAGCCAAUCAGAGAAGUGUCUGAUGUGUCAUGUUCUGGGGAUUUCCAAAGUGAUGUGGUAACAGAUUGUAGCUGUGAUAAUUUGAGGAAUCUAACAAUGAAAUCUGAGAGUGAGCUUAAUGAACAACUUAAACUAACAGCAGAGGAGGUGACUCAGUCCUGGAGCAAACAUCAUCCCUAUGGUAUUAACUCCCCCAAUUCUAGCUGCUAUUUUGUACAGAGGGACUAUGUCAAUACAUACAAUGCCCAAUUCAGAAUGCCACUUCUGUCCACCUUCAUUUAUGAUAAAAUGCCCAGUGUUUUUCCCUCUGAUUGUGUACGUGGAGACCCGAGGGCUAAAAAUGGCAGAAACUGCAGUGACUUCAUUUCUGAAGAGCAGAAUAUUACACAUGCUUUCCUCUAUCCUCCAGGAGUGUCAGCAACUGAUGAUGGAAGACUGGAUGCUGCUAUAACAUCUAACUUAGUUCCAAUGUACAAUGGAUUCCAGUCAGGUAUCUGGAAAUUCCUGUACGAUGUAUUGGAAGAGUACAGGGAGCACUAUUCUGACAUACACGUCAUGGUUGGUCCAGCCUGGGACUAUGAUGCUGAUGGCAAGCCAGAUGACAUUAACAACAUAACUCAAUUGGUACAAGACAGUGGCGUACCCAUCCCCAGUCACUUCUAUAUGAGUAUGAUUCGCUGUAGAGUUGGGGAUAGUGUUCAGCAAUGUACAGGAGAGCUAGAUGUCCAGUCUUUUAUCCUUCCCCACAAGCAGAAAGUUAUGAACUGUAUGAAAUCAAUUGAUUAUUUGCAAGAACAUGUUGCACGUGUGAGAGACAUUGAGCUCCUCACUGGGUUUGAAUUUUUCGUAAACACAUCAUUUGAAGAUGCUGUUAAAAUCAGAACGUUCCUACCGGGUCACCUGUGGAGCAGGGACAGUUGGGUGGAGGAACCCUGUAUGGAGGAAAUGAAAUGCCCCGCAGGUUUCUCCCUCCCUCCUGUUAUCUUGGUCUGUCUUGAUGGGUUUAGGGCUGACUAUCUGUUGAGAAACUUCACACCUACCUUGGGCAAGCUAGCAAGCUGCGGGACCCAUGCCCCAUAUAUGCGGGCUGUCUACCCAACCAAGACAUUUCCAAAUCAUUAUUCUAUAGUAACAGGCUUGUAUCCAGAAUCUCAUGGGAUCAUUGACAAUAACAUGUAUGAUAUGAAAAUGAACAAAAGGUUUAGCAUAAGCAGCUCAGAGGCAAGAAAUCCAGAAUGGUGGAAGGGAGAACCAAUCUGGAACACCCUUCAAAAGCAAAACAAAACUGCAGCUACAUUCUUCUGGCCAGGCUCAGAUGUAAAGAUAAAAGGAAUGUAUCCAAACUACUACAAACCUUAUGAUGGAAAGAUUUCCUACCAGGCCCGUAUUGAUCAGAUUUUGACUUGGCUUGAUUUACCUGAAGGGGAGCGGCCUGAUUUCCUCACUCUGUACUUCAAUGAACCAGAUUUAGCAGGGCAUAUAUGGGGCCCUGAGAAUAAACCUGCUAUGCGUGAUAUCUUGGAAGAGGUGGAUGGAUAUAUUGGCAAACUGAUGAAUGGUUUACUACACAGAGAUCUCCAUAACUGUGUCAAUAUCAUAGUGGUAGCAGACCAUGGAAUGGCUGAAACAAACUGUGACCAAGUUGUGGUUCUGAAAGACUGGCAUUAUCCACUGAACAAUGUGUAUGUCUGGGAAGGACCAUUUGGACGCAUAGCCAACAAGUACAAAUAUUCCAGUGGCGGUAUGGCACCUCUAAAUGAAACUGAGCAAACUCCUACUUCAAAGAUUUUGGAUGAUCUAAAGUGUAAAUCUGAGCAUAUGAAAGUCUUUGACAAACACUGGCUUCCUAAACGCCAUCAUUAUGCUAACAAUGAUCGUAUUGAUGAUGUCAUCUUGGAUAUGGAUGCUGAAUGGCUGGUUGGGAGGUAUAGCUACAGGGGAUGUACAGGUGGUAACCAUGGUUACGACAACCUUGACAAAAGUAUGGAAUCUCUAUUUAUGGCCCAUGGUCCCCACUUUAAACAAGGAUUCACAGUGGAACCAUUUGAGAAUAUAGAGCUUUAUAAUCUCUUGACAAGUUUAUUAAAUGUGACUGGUGUUCCAAACAAUGGAACAAUAGGAAGCCUGAACCACAUGUUACGUAGCCCUGUUCAAGUGCCUGAUACACCUAGUGCUAUAUACAGUGCAUCUUGUAGCUUCCCUAAUGACGAGGAGUAUCAGCAGAGGGCUGGCAAUGACACAAGAUGUAACUGUCACAACUUAGGGAAUGACUUCCCCAAAGAUGUAGAGGAGUAUGACAAACAGCUGAACCUAACUAAGGCUGAAACAGAAGCAGUGAUCACUGAGCAAGUACCUGAUGGUCUACCAGUGCUGUUAGAGGCAGAGAGCGCAUGUGUUCUUACACAGCAGGACUAUGUAAUGGGAUAUAGUCUCAAUGAGAAACGGCCACUUUGGACAGCAUACACACUAACUAAAAAUCUGGGAAGUCUUGAUCCACCAAGCCACAGCUGUUUGAGAGGAGAUGUGAGAGUUCCAUCAGAGUCCCAAUACAGCUGUUCAAUGACCACAUCCAACACAACUGUUCAAGCAGCCCUCUUUCCCACAGAUUUUAGUUCCAGCAGAGACCACCAAAUGGAUGCACUGAUCACAACUAAUGUGGUUCCGAUGUAUGAAGGCUUCCACCAAGGAAUAUGGCUAGAAGUGUUGAGCUACCUCAAACAGUGGGCUACACUAUACAACAAGAUCCAUGUCAAAGUGGGACAGGUGUUUGACUAUGAUGGUGAUGGUCUCCGUGGUAACAUGACAAAUGGAGAGGCCAACACAAGUACUAUAGCGAGUCAUUUCUUUGUGAUCGUCCAAAAAUGUUCUGAUGCAGUGUCUACACCUAUUGGUGAUACUUGGAACUGUGCUAAUCCAUCAAUAUUAUCAUUCCUCCUUCCACAUAUGAACUCUACAGUGAAUUGUUACACCAUGCAAGACUAUUUACUGGACAAUGGGGCCAGGUUGAAGGAUGUGGAAUUACUCACAGGUCUACUAUUCAGCCCUAGUAUGGCAACAAGUGAAGCACCCCAAUACAGAACAUUCCUGCCCACAUCACUGUGGCCAUUGACCUGAGAUAUAAUUACAUAAAAUUACAAUUUUUUGUACUAAUUAAAUGCCCUCUGGCCAAACAUACAAUGAAAUAAAAAACAAAUACAUG